This is a messenger RNA of Hydractinia symbiolongicarpus, 3694 nucleotides long. Its product is annotated as zinc phosphodiesterase ELAC protein 1-like. Lineage: Eukaryota; Metazoa; Cnidaria; Hydrozoa; Anthoathecata; Hydractiniidae. Bases 20 to 1231 code for a protein of 403 amino acids. The record is from RefSeq and is a predicted model, not a curated record. Gene Ontology annotation, cellular component: nucleus. The transcript is spliced from 3 exons. Gene Ontology annotation, molecular function: 3'-tRNA processing endoribonuclease activity.
GUCCUAAUCAAACCCGGAAAUGUUAUCUAUUAAGCUCACUCGAAAAAGUGUCAUACAUCAAAGCAACAAAACAACAAGGUCCACGGAAGAAAGUACGAAGAUCGCUGACGUUUGGAUUUUUGAAAUGGAAAUACAUUUUCUUGGGACUGGCUCUGCAUACCCUGCUCCGAAAAGAUGUUCGUCCUGUACAGUGUUAAGACACGAGAAAGGUUCUUGGGUUUUUGACUGCGGUGAGGGAAGCCAAAUACAGUUUCAAAAAAGUUCUUUAAAACCAGGUACUAUCAAGAAAAUUUUCAUAACACACUUACACGGUGAUCAUUUGUUUGGUUUACCGGGUUUGUUAUGCACAAUUGGCAUGAACAAUUCGAUUAAUAAUGGAGGACAUGUUGAUAUAUAUGGACCCAUUGGGCUAAAAAACUUUAUCCGCUCAUCAUUAGCCUUGUCAUAUUCACACCUACCUUACACAUUUUCUGUUCAUGAAAUUAUUUUAACUUCAUAUAAUGAAUUUUAUAAGCAAAAUAACGUCAGUAUAGAUGUUGAAUAUUGGGAGAAAUUAAAAGAUCUUUCCAAAGUAGAAUUGCCAUCUCAUCCUAACGAGACUGCCGGUAUUUCAAUAUACCAAAACAAAGAAGGCUUUUAUAACGUUUGCAAGUCUAACGGAUUAGAGGUUACUGCUGGUUUUUUGAAACACUCUAUACCAUGUAUUGGAUAUGUUAUUCAAGAAGACGAUAUACCAGGAAAACUUGAUGUCGCAAUUUUAAAGAGUAGAGGUGUUCCUCCGGGGCCCUUGUAUGGUAAAAUUAAAUCUGGUGAAACAAUAACAUUAAAGGACGGCACUAAUUUAACUCCAGCUGAUUGCGUUGGACCAAAAAGAAAGGGCAGAAAAAUUGUAAUAUUAGGCGACACAUGUAAUUCAGAUGAGAUGGCACCUAUAGCACACGGUGCAAAUGUUUUAGUGCACGAAUCUACUAAUGAAAAUGCAGACGAGGUAAAAUCGGUCGAGCGUGGACAUUCAACUGCAGGAAUGGCUGGAUGUUACGCACGUCAAAUCUCCGCGCAUCAUUUAAUACUGACGCACUUUAGCCAGCGUUACGUGGGACUGUCAGAACCGGAAAAGGAAGGGAACACGUCAGUGGCUAAACUAGUUGAGCAAGCUAAAGAAACAUUUCAAAGCGACAAUGUGACUGCGGCAGAGGACUUUUUUGUAUUUUCGAUACCUUUACCUAGCUGAAAAUUCAAGGGCGUUGAAACGUGAGGUGAAUUUUAUAAUCUACGAGUUGGUCCGGAGUGUUCUGAAUUCCUAGCAUCGUCCUCCUUUAGGGCAAAAAAAAAUUAUAUUGAGAAAUUUUUUAUCCUGCAGCAUUUAAGAAUGACCACUCAGAAAUCAGUAACAAUUAUCUUUUUACAUUCACCUCAUUUUAUUUCAACAGUUUAUAAAAAUCACUUAGCACCACUGUAAGUAAUCUUUUCUAUAAACAUCUAAAUAUAAAUUACUAAAACAGCUGUGCUCCAAAACCAAACACUUGUUUGAUGGGUCCCCAGAAAUGUUGUUUCCAGCCUUCCUCGGUUCGAACGGUGUCGUAAUCAGGCACACCUGUUUGCGAAAGUCUCAACAUCGUACAGUCGGAUUUUUGUUCGAGGGUGAUGGUAACCACAGAAAAAACGUCUAAAACAAAAUCAAAACAAAUUAAAUCUUUCAAACAAUAAAUCUGUUUUUUUUCUUUUUCGUGAGAUUAUACACGAGUUAAGCAUAGUUUAAAUGAAUCCUUUCGUUAUUGCGCUCUUAUCGGGAAUUGAAAAAAAAAAAAUUAAAAAAAAAGAACUGUUAUGAACUAAGAAGUAAAAGUAAAAUAAAUUUUUUUUGUGGAAAAAUUUGAAAAGAAAAGUUACAAUGCCGUGCGAUUAUUUCUUAAAGAAAUGAGCACGGUCAAAGCAUUAUUAAAUUCACUGUUUGCUUUCUUUUUUUAAUACAGAAACAACUUUAACUGUGACAAGCUGUAUUGUCCUCUCAAAUUUAUACAAAAAACAGGACGAGGGAGGCAUUUAAAAGUCUUACCAGACGGCCAUUCCUUGAAUCGCCACUUUUGAACGAUCUUUUUAGCAGGUAUCUGAGAAAAAUAGUGAAUGUAGAAAAAAAAUUUGAAACAUAAGGUGUUUGCGAAAAAAAAUUGCGCGGUGAACAAAUUUGGGUAACCGCAAACGUUUUUUCCCGCAAAAAUUCUUUCGUAGAAUAGUGCAAGUGUUUCUCCGCAAAAUAAAAAAUAAUUUCCGGCAACAAUCAUUUUCCAUAAGUAGGGCGUCACACGGCUUUGCUAAUCAUGUUAAGCCAUCCCAAUCUGCAUUAGGUAAUAAAACGAAUUCUAUUCUUUAAAAUUUAUUGUAAGGGUACGAAUUAUUUGCAGAACCUAGUUGUACAGAUUUCACGCAAGCAAAUAUAUUAUUUCCUAAAAAAUUACUGCGCAGCCACACAUGUGUUACAGGUAACAUUUCUAUAACAACAAGAAUUCAUUCUGAUGAGCUGGGUACAAAAAUGUUGAUUCAGGAUUGUUGUUGAAAAUUGUGAGAAAAGAUUUUUUUCAGUAAGUUGUUUUUUAGCAGUAACAUUUUUUUUGUUCCUAGUAACGACGUGAUAAUUUGAACUGUUUCUACUUUUCAGCGAAGCGAAUAUUUCGAUGCAAAAUCAAAACUAACAAAACUGCGCAUGCUCAGAUAAAAUUCGCCGUCGAAUUCGCCGUUCAAUUCGCUUCGUGAAAAUCCCCCUUAAUGUCGUGAUAAUUUGGGUAAACGCAUAGGUAUAAAAGUUACAAAACUAAAUCGAUUUAAUUUUGUCACCGGCUGCAAGAUUAUUCUUGUGAUUCACAACACAAGUUAACAUUUUUAGACUAUAAUAAAUAGCAUGAAUUUUGUUACUAUCGCCAAAAAAAUUCGCCUUGUGUCGUCGACCUGACAGUUAAGAUGGGUUAUUUAUUUCUACAUUAUGAAUGUUCUCUUCGUGUGCAUUGGUUUGUGAAACCUUAUUAACCAUUGAUGCGGCAUGUGUCGUUAAAUUUUGCAACGUUACGUUAAUAAGACGGCUGUUACAUGUUUCGCCUAUAACAGCCGACGUAAAAAUAAUGAUUUAUCUUUAAAAACUUACUAAUUCGACGUAUGAUCCAUUUAUGUUGUCAUUCAUAACAGAAAAUGUUCCACCAGGCGAAGGGUCAGAGGUGCAUGGGGAACGGGUAAAUGCGGACAACCUCUAACAAAAAAUUAAUUUUAAUUUAUCGUAUUUAAAUUCAUCGUAUGCAAAUAGAUUCCACAUAUCAAGGUUACCUCAGCCAAAGUUAGAGUUGCAUAUAAUUCAUCCGCUGUUGUUUUGAAUUCUUCCGAUAGAUUUAAAGAAAAAUGGCAGGAAGGCUGCUUUUUUGGAACUAUAAAGUCAAAAAAAUUAAAAAUUAGUUCGCAACAACCGCUUCCCCUGUAAUGAUUGUGUGCAUUCAGUACCAAUAUUUUCGAACGGUUUUAACUUACGACAAAACCCUCGUUGUUCCUAACUUUUGGUAAGCGUCUGAUCCCCGUCUCGUAAUGUAAAUAACUUGAUGAUUACGCAUUGAAAACUCUUAAAUCUGUACUUUAUAUCGUCCGAAGUUAUAGGUGAAAAACAUCAGAAGUAAGUAAAAUACAUACGAAAAUUUUAAUAAUUAACGUAGCAAAA